GUGCCGCUGCAACAAUAGCGAACAUGUGAGUGAAGGUCAUUAGAAACGUCAAAAUUGAAUAACAAACAAGUCGCAAAAAUAAUUCGCUUUUGUUUGGAUUUAUUUGUUAUCUGUGAAUCCAAAUAUUGAAUUUAAUUCUAUCCUAGGCAUUUAAUCUGAGUGUUGCUAUGACUGAGCUGGAGAACAUAAAUCCCCAUGUGUACCGCAAGUGCGAAGACCGAAGGCUCACUAAAGAUGAUGAAAAUGACGAUGUCGUAGAUCUGUUUGACGAGCGGGAGAUUUUUGAUAUCAUUCGCAACAUCAACGACCCGGAGCAUCCGCUAACGCUGGAAGAGCUGCAUGUGCUGGAGCAGAGCCUGAUUAAGGUGGACAACGAAAAGAACACCGUCAGAGUGCUAUUCACCCCGACGAUACCGCACUGCAGCAUGGCGACAUUGAUUGGACUCUCCAUACGGGUCAAGUUGCUGCGAGCGUUGCCCCCGCGAUUCAAAGUUUCGGUGGAGAUCAACCCGGGAACGCACGCUUCGGAGAAUGCCGUCAACAAACAGCUGGCCGAUAAGGAACGGGUUGCCGCCGCCCUCGAGAACUCGCAUCUGAUUGAAGUUAUCAACCAGUGCAUUGCAGUUCCGAUGCAGUGAGGACCGCGUUGGGGAAUGGGGUGUUUCGUUUUAAGCUAUGACGGUUUAUGGAAAAUAAUACACUACUUGUUUUUAUUUUA
Armigeres subalbatus is the source of this 718-nucleotide messenger RNA. Its product is annotated as MIP18 family protein galla-2-like. Gene Ontology annotation, cellular component: cytosolic [4Fe-4S] assembly targeting complex. The transcript is spliced from 3 exons. NCBI's taxonomy places the organism in Eukaryota, Metazoa, Arthropoda, Insecta, Diptera, Culicidae. Bases 168 to 638 code for a protein of 156 amino acids. The record is from RefSeq and is a predicted model, not a curated record. Gene Ontology annotation, biological process: iron-sulfur cluster assembly.